AUGAUGAUGCGAUCCUUCAUCUUCAGCGCUACCAUACUACAGGUCCUCCUCCUCCUCUUCGCGAGAAGACAACAGCCCUUCGCUGCUGCCCAACUCGAUACACAGGACCUGGCACUGGCAGAUCCCAAUCAGAUUGAGAAUCUCGCUCAGACUUCUCCUCCUGUUAAUCGGAUUCAAGAUAGGCGAUGUGCUCCUGUUGUACAAAAUCAUGCUGAUGCGAUUGAGCAACGGAUUCGGUCUGGGGAUGGGAAUGGUGGUGGUCCGGUUAGGCUUACUUGGAAGCGUUAUAUCUUAGAUGAUGUGGGUUCUCAGCUCCAGGAGUCUGAAGAACAGCAGCAGCAAGUCGAUGAUGAAUGUGAUGAUCAUGUGAGAGCAUAUGUUCGGGUGUUACAUGUUGGGUUUGAUAAUGGUUGGAUCACUGCCGCAGACGUUCGAGGCAAUCAUGAACAGGCAUAUAAUCUCGGUUGUCUAAACUGUGGAUCAUAUCUCUUCUUCUUCAGUUUUUGCUUGUCCAGAAUGUCUCCCCACUUGCGUUUCAGUGGUUCGGCAUUGUGGAAUCGCGUUUUUGAACUACAACAAGGGCAAUGUCCCAGCUCCGGGGUUCAUCAAUUCGGAAUGCUACAAAGCAUAUGUGGGAGUGGAUGGACCAUGCUAUCGGUGUUUCGCUCAACCGGGUUGCAAGCAUGGAUGAGAUGGUAA
Messenger RNA from Sphaerulina musiva SO2202, 699 nucleotides. RefSeq lists its product as uncharacterized. The transcript is spliced from 4 exons. Bases 1 to 699 code for a protein of 232 amino acids. The record is from RefSeq and is a predicted model, not a curated record. NCBI's taxonomy places the organism in Eukaryota, Fungi, Ascomycota, Dothideomycetes, Mycosphaerellales, Mycosphaerellaceae.